AUGAGCGCACCACAGCCAAACGAAGCCGAGAAGAACAUUGAGAUAUGGAAGGUGAAAAAGCUCAUUAAGAGGCUCGAGGCCGCUAGAGGAAAUGGAACCUCCAUGAUUUCCUUGAUUAUCCCCCCAAAGGACCAGGUUUCGCGCGCCGCAAAGAUGUUGGCUGAAGAAUACGGUACGGCUUCUAAUAUUAAAUCUCGAGUCAAUCGUUUGUCAGUCCUGUCAGCCAUUACGUCUACUCAACAGCGUCUCAAACUAUACACCAAAGUCCCUCCAAAUGGCCUAGUCAUCUAUUGUGGUGAAAUCAUAACUUCGGAAGGAAAGGAGAGAAAGCUCAAUAUCGAUUUUGAACCAUUCAAACCGAUCAACACUUCUUUGUACCUUUGCGACAACAAAUUCCACACAGAGGCCUUGAGCGAGCUGCUAGAGUCGGAUCAGAGAUUUGGGUUUAUUGUUAUGGAUGGAAACGGUGCAUUGUUUGGAACACUGAGUGGGAAUACUCGAGACAUCAUUCAGAAGUUCUCGGUCGAUCUGCCCAAGAAGCACGGCCGUGGAGGUCAAUCUGCCCUCCGUUUCUCUCGUCUCCGAGAUGAGAAACGCCACAAUUAUGUCCGUAAAGUUGCUGAAGUAGCCGUACAAAACUUCAUCACAAACGACAAGGUCAACGUGGCAGGUCUCGUUCUUGCUGGUUCAGCUGAUUUUAAGAACGACCUCAAUCAAUCCGAUAUGUUCGAUGGCCGAUUGCAAACCAAAGUCAUCAAGGUUGUCGACGUAUCCUAUGGCGGUGAGAACGGUUUCAAUCAAGCCAUCGAAUUAGCUUCGGAAACCCUGGGUAAUGUUAAGUUUAUCCAAGAGAAGAAAUUAAUCGGCAAGUACUUCGAGGAGAUCAGUCAAGACAGUGGCAAAGUCUGCUACGGUAUUGAGGAUACUCUCAAAGCUUUAGAACUUGGUGCUGCAGAGACACUUAUUGUCUACGAAAAUCUUGACUAUACACGCUGGGUUCUCAAAGCGUCCACUGGCGAAGAGGUCAUUCUUCACACUACUAAGGCCCAGGAGUCAAAUCGAGAGCUUUUCAUGGAUAAGGAAACAGGCCAGGAAAUGGAAAUCAGUGAACAAGGCUCAUUCUUGGAGUGGCUUGCUGAGAAGUAUAAGGAUUUCGGGGCGACCUUGGAGUUCGUUUCAGAUCGUUCCAGUGAAGGCAACCAAUUCGUCAAAGGCUUCGGAGGCAUCGGAGCCAUUCUUCGCUACAAAGUGAACUUCGAACAGCUUGCUGAUUUUGAUGACGAAGACGAGUUUUAUGACGGUAUGGCUCUUGUUCCAUGCGUCAUGCAUCAUGACGAGUUAUUUGUACUAACAUGUCCAUCAGAUUGA
Talaromyces proteolyticus is the source of this 1368-nucleotide messenger RNA. Its product is annotated as peptide chain release factor eRF/aRF, subunit 1. The transcript is spliced from 3 exons. NCBI's taxonomy places the organism in Eukaryota, Fungi, Ascomycota, Eurotiomycetes, Eurotiales, Trichocomaceae. Bases 1 to 1368 code for a protein of 455 amino acids. Gene Ontology annotation, biological process: cytoplasmic translational termination. Gene Ontology annotation, cellular component: cytosol; translation release factor complex. Gene Ontology annotation, molecular function: translation release factor activity, codon specific; sequence-specific mRNA binding. The record is from RefSeq and is a predicted model, not a curated record.